Messenger RNA from Emiliania huxleyi CCMP1516, 842 nucleotides. RefSeq lists its product as hypothetical. The annotation marks the transcript as partial. The record is from RefSeq and is a predicted model, not a curated record. Gene Ontology annotation, biological process: positive regulation of anaphase-promoting complex-dependent catabolic process; anaphase-promoting complex-dependent catabolic process; positive regulation of ubiquitin protein ligase activity. Lineage: Eukaryota; Haptophyta; Isochrysidales; Noelaerhabdaceae. Gene Ontology annotation, cellular component: anaphase-promoting complex. The transcript is spliced from 5 exons. Gene Ontology annotation, molecular function: protein binding; ubiquitin ligase activator activity; anaphase-promoting complex binding.
UGCAGAACGCUCGCCGGGCCACUUCCAUCGAUGGAACCGCCCUACACCCCUCCCUCGGCGCGCUCGAGCGGUUGGGGCGGCUUUUCGACACCGCCGAGCCGCUCCUCCGGUGGAUCGAGCUCCAAGGCGGACUACACUGGCGACCGGUUCAUCCCGACGCGGCGCGGAGUAAACCUGGCCGAGCAGUUUGCGCUCCUGCCAGAGGGCGGCAGCGGAGGCGGAGGGGGGAGCGGCGGGAGCGGAGCCGAGCGCAGUGGCGACGGCGGCGCCGCCACCACGCCGCGCGAUGACGACCCGUACAACAUGCUGCUGCGGAACGAGUUGCUCGGCGACAAUGUGGCAGUCACUUCGCGGCGCGGCUCGGGACGGCACGGCGCGAGGGGCGGCAGCGCGGGGGGAGGGUCGGGCGGCAGCCUCUUCCAGUACCGCGUCUCUCCCGCUCGAGACGCGCCCGCCUCUCCCUUCUCCCUCUCACCCGUGGAGGCGGACCCGAUGCUGCCCGCGGCGCGGCGCACGCAGCGAAAGAUCCCGUCGGUGCCGUACAAGGUCCUCGACGCCCCCGCCCUCCAGGACGACUUUUACCUCCACCUGGUCGACUGGUCGUCGACCAACGUGCUCGCCGUCGGGCUCGGCGCGUGCGUCUACCUGUGGAGCGCGUGCACGAGCAAGGUGACCAAGCUGUGCGACCUCGGGCAAGAGACAGUCACGUCGGUCUGCUGGGCGCAGAGAGGCACGCACCUCGCCGUGGGCACGAGCGUGGGCGAGGUGCAGGUCUGGGACGCGGCCAAGGCUUCGCUGCUCCGGACGAUGGGUGGGCACCUCGGCCGUGUCGGCACUCUGUC